AACACGCCGUGCACCGCAUCGCCCGAUGGACGAUCCCCCGCAGAAAACUUCAUCGGUCGACGCCUCCGCAGCACGCUGGACCUGCUGAAGCCUAGCCAUGCGCCAGAAGCUAGGCCAGACAUUGCCAUGGAGAAGCGAUUAAGCCGACGACACGGCGCCAAGCCAAGGAAGAACACGCCGUGCACCGCAUCGCCCGAUGGACGAUCCCCCGCAGAAAACUUCAUCGGUCGACGCCUCCGCAGCACGCUGGACCUGCUGAAGCCUAGCCAUGCGCCAGAAGCUAGGCCAGACAUCGCCAUGGAGAAGCAGUUCAACCGACGACACGGCGCCAAGCCAAGGAAGUUUGAGCCAGAUGACCUCGUUUACGCUCGCGACUUCCGCUCCGGACAACCCAGAUGGUCUCCUGGACGCAUUCUACUACGACACGGCCGAACGCUCUACGACGUCCUAGUACAAGAAUCCAUCUGGAAGCGCCACGCCAAUCAACUACGCCCACGUGCUUCGCCGGAAGAUGCACGCAACCUAAUGGACGCCUUCGAUAUGCCGUUCAACUCCACACCAGUAUCGCCUUCAAGGACGCUGACGCCACCGUUGUCUCCGAUGGUCACGACUGCACCGUCUACGACGACUACCCCGGCAACGACGACGACAACUACACCCUUGGAGCCUCCGACCACCGCACCCGGACGACGAUCGAGCCGCACUCGACGCCCUCCUGAUUACCUUCAGAUUGACCCGUACGCCAAGUCGUACCAGAGCCGUCAAUCU
Molecule: messenger RNA, 768 nt
Organism: Ostertagia ostertagi
Lineage: Eukaryota; Metazoa; Nematoda; Chromadorea; Rhabditida; Trichostrongylidae
Source: the annotation of a GenBank genome assembly